AUGAGCGAAGGUAAGGGAAGAAUCAAGUUAAAAAUUCAUUUCGGAAAUGAGACGGAGAAUAAUGACCAAGCAGUGGCAAGCGAAAAUGGAAAUCCCGUCGAAUCGACUGACUUGAAAAGAAGGAGUGGUCAUGGUGAAGAUGGGUCAGAUGGGAGAGAAGACGAAGGAGAAGGCAAUGAGUCGCUGCAUGAAGGAGAAGGGGACAGUUGCAAGGGCCGAAAGAGGCACAGGAGAGAUCGCCUUGAGGAAAGAAUUACGUCCAUCAUUUCUAAGCUCACCAGAAUAGCUUGCAUUUGCGAGGACAAGAAUAAUCACGUAACCGACAACAGCAGUGUCACACAUAGUGGGGAGAAUAGCGACGAGGGUAGUCGUGAGCAGAGCCGGGAAAAUAGCCACACACACAGUAAUGAUAACAGGCGGGAAUACCUCCGAAAAUACAAUCGCGGGUACAGCGGCGACAACAGUGGAAAGUACAACAUGGAUAACAGUCACGAGGACAGCCGUGAGGAAAACAACGAAAAUAAAAACUCCCAAAUUUGCAAAAAACUUACUAAGGAAAUGUACAAAUAUGAGAAGAGCCUGAUGAGUCUCAAUAACUUUAUCAAUAAUAGAAAGAACAGACUGGAUGAAGUUACCUUCCCUAACGGACUAAUUAAAGCUGUAGAUAAUUACCAAAGUCCGGAAGUCUGGAUUUACAAUUACCUUCUUGUGGAGUGCAAGAAACAAAGCGAUAAAUAUCGUAACUUAAUACAGAAUAUUGCCGCGUUCGAUAGCACCCUUAAGAAUAAAAUUAUGAAUGAAGAGGCUGAUGGGAUCACGAUGCCUGUGUAUGCCUCCCUUGCUCCCAGUAAGAUGGGGGGUCUUCCAAAGGGUGGGAAGAACUACUACGAAAAUGUGCAUGUGCCGAAGGAGCUCGCGGAGGCGUACUUUGAAGAAUUGAAGAGGCGGAAGUUGCAAAAAGAGUGA
This is a messenger RNA of Plasmodium knowlesi strain H, 966 nucleotides long. RefSeq names its product mediator of RNA polymerase II transcription subunit 10, putative. Lineage: Eukaryota; Apicomplexa; Aconoidasida; Haemosporida; Plasmodiidae. The record is from RefSeq and is a predicted model, not a curated record. The transcript has a single exon. The coding region runs from base 1 to 966 and encodes 321 amino acids.